AUGCCCCAUUCUCCCGCAUUCCAUCACCCCGCCCCAUUCUCCCGCUUUCCAUCACCCGGCCCCAUUCUCCCGCUUUCCAUCACCGCGCCCCAUUCUCCCGCUUUCCAUCAGCCCGCCCCAUUCUCCCGCGUUCCAUCUCCCCAUCCCAUUCUCCCUCCUUCCAUCACCCCGCCCCAUUCUCCCGCUUUCAAUCAACCUGCUCCAUUAUCCCGCCCGAUUAUCCCUCCUUCCAUCACCCCGCCCCAUUCUCCCUCCUUCCAUCAACCCACCCCAUUCUCCCUCCUUCCAUCACCCUGCCCCAUUCUCCCGCUUUCCAUCACCCCACCCCAUUCUCUCGCUUUCCAUCACCCCGCCCCAUUCUCCCGCUUUCCAUCACCCUGCCCCAUUCUCCCGCUUUCCAUCUCCCCGCCCCUUUCUCCCGCUUUCCAUCGCCCCGCCCCAUUCUCCCGCUUUCAAUCUCCCCGCCCCAUUCUCUCGCAUUCCAUCACCCCGCCCCAUUCUCCCGCUUUCCAUCACCCCGCCCCAUUCUCCCGCUUUCCAUCACCCCGCCCCAUUCUCCCGCUCUCCAUCACCCCGCCCCAUUAUCCCGCUUUCCAUCAACCCGCCCGAUUUUCCCGCUUUCCAUCACCCGGCCCCAUUCUCCCGCUUUCUAUCACCCCGCCCCAUUCUCCCGCUUUCCAUCACCCCGCCCCAUUCUCCAGCUUUCCAUCACCCCGCCCCAUUCCACCGCUUUCCAUCACCCUGCCCCAUUCUCCCUUCUUCCAUCACCCCGCCCCAUUCUCCCUCCUUCCAUCACCCCGCCCCAUUCUCCCGCUUUCCAUCACCCCGGCCCAUUCUCCCGCUUUCCAUCACCCCGGCCCAUUCUCCCACUUUCCAUCACCCUGCCCCAUUCUCCCGCUUUCCAUCACCCCGCCCCGUUCUCCCUCCUUCCAUCACCCCGCCCCAUUCUCCCGCUUUCCAUCACCCGCCCCAUUUUCCCGCUUUCCAUCACCACGCCCCAUUCUCCCGCUUUCCAUCACCCCACCCCAUUCUCCCGCUUUCCAUCACCCCGCCCCAUUCUCCCGCUUUCCAUCACCCCGCCACAUUCUCCCGCUUUCCAUCACCCCGCCCCAUUCUCCCGCUUUCCAUCACCCCGCCCCAUUCUCCCGCUUUCCAUCACCACGCCCCAUUCUCCCGCUUUCCAUCACCCCGCCCCGUACUCCUGCUUUCCAUCACCCUGCCCCAUCCUCCCUCCUUCCAUCACCUCGGCCCGUUCCCCCAGAUUCCAUCACCCUAUCCCUUUCUCCCGCUUUCCAUCUCCCCGCCCCAUUCUCCCGCUUUACAUCACCCCGCCCCAUUCUCCCGCUUUCCAUCACCCCGCACCAUUCUCCCGCUUUCCAUCACCCCGACCCAUUCUCCCUCCUUCCAUUACCACGGCCCAUUCUAGCUCCUUCCAUCACCCCGCCCCAUUCUCCCGCUUUCCAUCACCCCGCCCCAUUCUCCCGCUUUCCAUCACCCCACCCCAUUCUCCCUCCUUCCAUCACCCCGCCCCAUUCUCCCGCUUUCCAUCACCCCGCCCCAUUCUCCCGCUUUCCAUCACCCCAUCCCAUUCUCCCGCUUUCCAUCACCCCGCCCCAUUCUCCCGCUUUCCAUCACCCCGCCCCAUUCUCCCGCUUUCCAUCACCCCGCCCCAUUCUCCAGCUUUCCAUCACCUCACCUCAUUCUCCCUCCUUCAAUCACCCCGCCCCAUUCUCCCUCCUUCCAUCAACCCGCCCCAUUCUCCCUCUUUCCAUCACCCCGCCCCAUUCUCCCGCUUUCCAUCACCCUGUCCCAUUCUCCCGCUUUCCAUCACCCCGCCCCAUUCUCCCGCUUUCCAUCACCCCGCCCCAUUCUCCUGCUUUCUAUCACCCCGCCCCAUUCUCCCGCUUUCCAUCACCCCGCCCCAUUCUCCCACUUUCUAUCACUCCACCCCAUUCUCCCUCCUUCCAUCACCCCGCCCCAUUCUCCCGAUUUCCAUCACCCCGCCCCAUUCUCCCGCUUUCCAUCACCCCGCCCCAUUCUCCCGAUUUCCAUCACCCCGCCCCAUUCUCCCGCUUUCCAUCACCCCACCCCAUUCUCCCUCCUUCCAUCACCCCGCCCCAUUCUCCCGCUUUCCAUCACCCCGCCCCAUUCUCCCGCUUUCCAUCACCCCAUCCCAUUCUCCCGCUUUCCAUCACCCCGCCCCAUUCUCCCGCUUUCCAUCACCCCGCCCCAUUCUCCCGCUUUCCAUCACCCCGCCCCAUUCUCCAGCUUUCCAUCACCUCACCUCAUUCUCCCUCCUUCAAUCACCCCGCCCCAUUCUCCCUCCUUCCAUCAACCCGCCCCAUUCUCCCUCUUUCCAUCACCCCGCCCCAUUCUCCCGCUUUCCAUCACCCUGUCCCAUUCUCCCGCUUUCCAUCACCCCGCCCCAUUCUCCCGCUUUCCAUCACCCCGCCCCAUUCUCCUGCUUUCUAUCACCCCGCCCCAUUCUCCCGCUUUCCAUCACCCCGCCCCAUUCUCCCACUUUCUAUCACUCCACCCCAUUCUCCCUCCUUCCAUCACCCCGCCCCAUUCUCCCGAUUUCCAUCACCCCGCCCCAUUCUCCCGCUUUCCAUCACCCCGCCCCAUUCUCCCGAUUUCCAUCACCCCGCCCCAUUCUCCCGCUUUCCAUCAACCCGCCGCAUUCUCCCUCUUUCCAUCACCCAGCCCCAUUCUCCCUUAUUCCAUUACCCUGCCCCGUUCUCCCUCUUUCCAUCACCCCGCCCCGUUCUCCCUCUUUCCAUCACCCCGCCCCAUUCUCCUGCUUUCUAUCACCCCGCCCCAUUCUCCCGCUUUCCAUCACCCCGCCCCAUUCUCCCACUUUCCAUCACCCCGCCCCAUUCUUCCGCUUUCCAUCACCCCCCGCUUUCCAUCACCCCGCCCCAUUCUCCCUCUUUCCAUAACCCCGCCCCUUUCUCCCGCUUUCCAUCACCCCGCCCCAUUCUCCUUCAUUCCAUCGCCCCGCCCCAUUCUCCCUCUUUCCAUCACCUUGCUCCAUUCUCCCGCUUUCCAUCACUCCGCCCCAUUCUCCCUCUUUCCAUCGCCCCGCCGCAUUCUUCCUCUUUCCCUCACCCAGCCCCAUUCUCCCUCUUUCCAUCACCCAACCCCAUUCUCCCUCUUUCCAUCACCCCGCCCCAUUCUCUAGCUUUCCAUCACCCCGCCCCAUUCUCCCUCUUUCCAUCAACCCGCCCCAUUCUCCCACUUUCCAUCACCCCGCCCCUUUUUCUCACUUUCCAUCACCCCGCCCCAUUCUCCCUCUUUCCAUCACCCCGCCCCAUUCUCCCUCUUUCCAUCACCCCGCCCCAUUCUCCCACUUUCCAUCACCCCGCCCCUUUUUCUCACUUUUCAUCACCCCGCCCCAUUCUCCCGCUUUCCAUCACCCCGCCCCAUUCUCCCUCUUUCCAUCACCCAGCCCCAUUCUCCCACUUUCCAUCACCCCGCCCCAUUCUCUCGCUUUCCAUCACCCCGCCCCAUUCUCCCUCUUUCCAUCACCCCGCCCCAUUCUCCCACUUUCCAUCACCCCGCCCCUUUUUCUCACUUUCCAUCACCCCGCCCCAUUCUCCCUCUUUCCAUCACCCCGCCCCAUUCUCCCUCUUUCCAUCACCCAGUCCCAUUCUCCCACUUUCCAUCACCCCGACCCAUUCUCCCACUUUCCAUCACCCCGCCCCUUUUUCUCACUUUCCAUCACCCAGCCCCAUUCUCCCUCUUUCCAUCACCCAACCCCAUUCUCCCUCUUUCCAUCACCCCGCCCCAUUCUCUAGCUUUCCAUCACCCCGCCCCAUUCUCCCUCUUUCCAUCACCCCGCCCCAUUCUCCCACUUUCCAUCACCCCGCCCCUUUUUCUCACUUACCAUCACCCCGCCCCAUUCUCCCUCUUUCCAUCAUCCCGCCCCAUUCUCCCUCUUUCCAUCACCCCGCCCCAUUCUCCCACUUUCCAUCACCCCGCCCCUUUUUCUCACUUUUCAUCACCCCGCCCCAUUCUCCCGCUUUCCAUCACCCCGCCCCAUUCUCCCACUUUCCAUCACCCCGCCCCAUUCUCUCGCUUUCCAUCACCCCGCCCCAUUCUCCCGCUUUCCAUCACCCCGCCCCAUUCUCCCACUUUCCAUCACCCCGCCCCUUUUUCUCACUUUCCAUCACCCCGCCCCAUUCUCCCACUUUCCAUCACCCCGCCCCAUUCUCUCGCUUUCCAUCACCCCGCCCCAUUCUCCCGCUUUCCAUCACCCCGCCCCAUUCUCCCACUUUCCAUCACCCCGCCCCUUUUUCUCACUUUCCAUCACCCCGCCCCAUUCUCCCACUUUCCAUCACCCCGCCCCAUUCUCCCACUUUCCAUCACCCCGCCCCUUUUUCUCACUUUCCAUCACCCCGCCCCAUUCUCCCUCUUUCCAUCACCCCGCCCUAUUCUCCCUCUUUCCAUCACCCAGCCCCAUUCUCCCACUUUCCAUCACCCCGCCCCAUUCUCCCGCCUUCCAUCACUCCGCCCCAUUCUCCCUCUUUCCAUCACCCAGCCCCAUUCUCCUGCUGUCCAUCACCCCGCCCCGUUCUCCCUCUUUGCAUUUCCCCGCCCCGUUCUCCCUCUUUCCAUCACCCCACCCCGUUCUCCCGCUUUCCAUCACCCCGCCCCUUUCUCUCACUUUCCAUCACCCCGCCCCAUUCUCCCUCUUUCCAUAACCCCGCCCCAUUCUCCCUCUUUCCAUCACCCCGCCCCAUUCUCCCUCCUUCCAUCACCCCGCCCCAUUCUCCCGAUUUCCAUCACCCCGCCCCAUUCUCCCGCUUUCCAUCACCCCGCCCCACUCUCCCGCUUUCCAUCACCCCGCCCCAUUCUCCCUCUUUCCAUCACCCCGCCCCAGUCUCCUGUUUUCCAUCAACCUCCCCAUUCUCUUGUUUUCCAUCAACCUGCCCCAUUCUCCCACUUUCCAUCACCCCUCCCCAUUCUCCCUCUUUCCAUCACCCCGCCCCAUUCUCCCUCUUUCCAUCAUCCCGCCCUUUUCUCCUGAUUUCCAUCACCCCGCCCCAUUCUCCUGCUUUCCAUCACCCCACCCCAUUCUCCUGCUUUCCAUCACCCCCCCCUAUUCUCCCUCCUUCCAUCAUCCCGACCCAUUCUCCCUCCUUCCAUCACCCCGACCCAUUCUCCCGCUUUUCGUCACCCCGCCCCAUUCUCCCUCUUUUCGUCACCCCGCCCCAUUCUCCCGCUUCCCAUCACCCCGCCCCAAUCUCCCGCUUUCCAUCACCCCGCCCCAUUCUUCUGCUUUCCAUCACCCCGCCCCAUUCUCCGUCCUUCUAUCAUCCCGCCCCAUUCUCUUGCUUUCCAUCACACCGCCUUGAUCUCCCUCUUUCCAUAACCCCGCCUCGUUCUCCCUCUUUCCAUCACCCCGCCCCAUUCUCCCGCUUUCCAUCACCCCGCCCCUUUUUCUCACUUUCCAUCACCCCGCCCCAUUCUCCCUCUUUCCAUCACCCCACCCCAUUCUCCCUCUUUCCAUCACCCAGCCCCAUUCUUCCGCUUCCCAUCACCCCGCCCCGUUCUCCCGCUUUCCAUCACCCCGCCCCAUUCUCCCGCUUUCCAUCAACCCGCCGCAUUCUCCCUCUUUCUAUCACCCAGCCCCAUUCUCCCUUUUUCCAUUAUCCUGCCCCGUUCUCCCUCUUUCCAUCACCCCGCCCCGUUCUCCCUCUUUCCAUCACCCCGCCCCAUUCUUCCGCUUUCCAUCACCCAGCCCCAUUCUCCCUCUUUCCAUCACCCAACCCCAUUCUCCCUCUUUCCAUCACCCCGCCCCAUUCUCCCUCUUUCCAUCACCCCGCCCCAUUCUCCCUCUUUCCAUCACCCCGCCCCAUUCUCUCGCUUUCCAUCACCCCGCCCCAUUCUCCCUCUUUCCAUCACCUCGCCCCAUUCUCCCACUUUCCAUCACCCCGCCCCUUUUUCUCACUUUCCAUAACCCCGCCCCAUUCUCCCUCUUUCCAUCACCCCGCCCCAUUCUCCCUCUUUCCAUCACCCCGCCCCAUUCUCCCACUUUCCAUCACCCCGCCCCUUUUUCUCACUUUCCAUCACCCCGCCCCAUUCUCCCUGUUUCCAUCACCCCGCCCCAUUCUCCCUCUUUCCAUCACCCAGCCCCAUUCUCCCACUUUCCAUCACCCCGCCCCAUUCUCUCGCUUUCCAUCACCCCGCCCCAUUCUCCCUCUUUCAAUCACCCCGCCCCAUUCUCCAACUUUCCAUCACCCCGCCCCUUUUUCUCACUUUCCAUCACCCCGCCCCAUUCUCCCUCUUUCCAUCACCCCGCCCCAUUCUCCCGCUUUCUAUCACCCCGCCCCAUUCUCCCGCUUUCCAUCAACCCGCCGCAUUCUCCCUCUUUCCAUCACCCAGCCCCAUUCUCCCUUUUUCCAUUACCCUGCCCCGUUCUCCCUCUUUCCAUCACCCCGCCCCGUUCUCCCUCUUCCAUCACCCCGCCCCAUUCUCCCGCUUUCCAUCACCCCGCCCCUUUUUCUCACUUUCCAUCACCCCGCCCCAUUCUCCCUCUUUCCAUCACCCCGCCCCAUUCUCCCUCUUUCCAUCACCCAGCCCCAUUCUUCCGCUUCCCAUCACCCCGCCCCGUUCUCCCGCUUUCCAUCACCCCGCCCCAUUCUCCCGCUUUCCAUCAACCCGCCGCAUUCUCCCUCUUUCCAUCACCCAGCCACAUUCUCCCUUUUUCCAUUACCCUGCCCUGUUCUCCCUCUUUCCAUCACCCCGCCCCGUUCUCCCUCUUUCCAUCACCCCGCCCCCCCCAUUCUCCCUCUUUCCAUCACCCCGCCCCAUUCUCCUUCUUUCCAUCGCCGCGCCCCAUUCUCCCUCUUUCCAUCACCUCGCUCCGUUCUCCCGCUUUCCAUCACUCCGCCCCAUUCUCCCUCUUUCCAUCGCCCCGCCGCAUUCUUCCUCUUUCCAUCACCCAGCCCCAUUCUCCCUCUUUCCAUCACCCAACCCCAUUCUUCCUCUUUCCAUCACCCCGCCCCAUUCUCCCUCUUUCCAUCACCCCGCCCCAUUCUCCCUCUUUCCAUCACCCCGCCCCAUUCUCUCGCUUUCCAUCACCCCGCCCCAUUCUCCCUCUUUCCAUCACCCCGCCCCAUUCUCCCACUUUCCAUCACCUCGCCCCAUUUUCUCACUUUCCAUCACCCCGCCCCAUUCUCCCUCUUUCCAUCACCCCGCCCCAUUCUCCCUCUUUCCAUCACCCCGCCCCAUUCUCCCACUUUCCAUCACCCCGCCCCUUUUUCUCACUUUCCAUCACCCCGCCCCAUUCUCCCUCUUUCCAUCACCCCGCCCCAUUCUCCCUCUUUCCAUCACCCCGCCCCAUUCUCCCACUUUCCAUCACCCCGCCCCUUUUUCUCACUUUCCAUCACCCCGCCCCAUUCUCCCUCUUUCCAUCACCCAGCCCCAUUCUCCCUCUUUCCAUCACCCCGCCCCAUUCUCCUUCUUUCCAUCGCCGCGCCCCAUUCUCCCUCUUUCCAUCACCUCGCUCCAUUCUCCCGCUUUCCAUCACUCCGCCCCAUUCUCCCUCUUUCCAUCGCCCCGCCGCAUUCUUCCUCUUUCCAUCACCCAGCCCCAUUCUCCCUCUUUCCAUCACCCAACCCCAUUCUUCCUCUUUCCAUCACCCCGCCCCAUUCUCCCUCUUUCCAUCACCCUGCCCCAUUCUCCCUCUUUCCAUCACCCCGCCCCAUUCUCUCGCUUUCCAUCACCCCGCCCCAUUCUCCCUCUUUCCAUCACCCCGCCCCAUUCUCCCACUUUCCAUCACCUCGCCCCUUUUUCUCACUUUCCAUCACCCCGCCCCAUUCUCCCUCUUUCCAUCACCCCGCCCCAUUCUCCCUCUUUCCAUCACCCCGCCCCAUUCUCCCACUUUCCAUCACCCCGCCCCUUUUUCUCACUUUCCAUCACCCCGCCCCAUUCUCCCUCUUUCCAUCACCCCGCCCCUUUCUCCCUCUUUCCAUCACCCAACCCCAUUCUUCCUCUUUCCAUCACCCCACCCCAUUCUCCUGCUUUCCAUCAACCCGCCGCAUUCUCCCUCUUUCCAUCACCCAGCCCCAUUCUCCCUCUUUCCAUCACCCCGCCCCGUUCUUCCGCUUUCCAUCACCCAGCCCCAUUCUCCCUCUUUCCAUCACCCAACCCCAUUCUUCCUCUUUCCAUCACCCCGCCCCAUUCUCCCUCUUUCCAUCACCCCGCCCCAUUCUCCCUCUUUCCAUCACCCCGCCCCAUUCUCUCGCUAUCCAUCACCCCGCCCCAUUCUCCCUCUUUCCAUCACCCCGCCCCAUUCUCCCACUUUCCAUCACCCCGCCCCUUUUUCUCACUUUCCAUAACCCCGCCCCAUUCUCCCUCUUUCCAUCACCCCGCCCCAUUCUCCCUCUUUCCAUCACCCCGCCCCAUUCUCCCACUUUCCAUCAACCCGCCCCUUUUUCUCACUUUCCAUCACCCCGCCCCAUUCUCCCUCUUUCCAUCACCCCGCCCCGUUCUCCCUCUUUCCAUCACCCCGCCCCAUUCUCCCACUUUCCAUCACCCUGCCCCAUUCACUCGCUUUCCAUCACCCCGCCCCAUUCUCCCUCUUUCCAUCACCCCGCCCCAUUCUCCCUCUUUCCAUCACCCCGCCCCAUUCUCCCACUUUCCAUCAACCCGCCCCUUUUUCUCACUUUCCAUCACCCCGCCCCGUUCUCCCUCUUUCCAUCACCCCGCCCCGUUCUCCCUCUUUCCAUCACCCCGCCCCAUUCUCCCGCUUUCCAUCACCCCGCCCCUUUUUCUCACUUUCCAUCACCGCGCCCCAUUCUCCCUCUUUCCAUCACCCCGCCCCAUUCUCCCUCUUUCCAUCACCCAGCCCCAUUCUCCCACUUUCCAUCACCCCGCCCCAUUCUCCCGCCUUCCAUCACUCCGCCCCAUUCUCCCUCUUUCCAUCACCCAGCCCCAUUCUCCUGCUGUCCAUCACCCCGCCCCACUCUCCCGCUUUCCAUCACCCCGCCCCAUUCUCCCUCUUUCCAUCACCCCGCCCCAGUCUCCCGUUUUCCAUCAACCUCCCCAUUCUCUUGCUUUCCAUCAACCUGCCCCAUUCUCCCGCUUUCCAUCACCCCUCCCCAUUCUCCCUCUUUCCAUCACCCCGCCCCAUUCUCCCUCUUUCCAUCAUCCCGCCCUUUUCUCCUGAUUUCCAUCACCCCGCCCCAUUCUCCUGCUUUCCAUCACCCCACCCCAUUCUCCCGCUUUCCAUCACCCCCCCCUAUUCUCCCUCCUUCCAUCAUCCCGACCCAUUCUCCCUCCUUCCAUCACCCCGACACAUUCUCCCGCUUUUCGUCACCCCGCCCCAUUCUCCCGCUUUUCGUCACCCCGCCUCAUUCUCCCGCUUCCCAUCACCCCGCCCCAAUCUCCCGCUUUCCAUCACCCCGCCCCAUUCUUCUGCUUUCCAUCACCCCGCCCCAUUCUCCCCCCAUUCUUCCGCUUCCCAUCACCCCGCCCCGUUCUCCCGCUUUCCAUCACCCCGCCCCAUUCUCCCGCUUUCCAUCAACCCGCCGCAUUCUCCCUCUUUCCAUCACCCAGCCCCAUUCUCCCUUUUUCCAUUACCCUGCCCCGUUCUCCCUCUUUCCAUCACCCCGCCCCGUUCUCCCUCUUUGCAUCACCCCGCCCCGUUCUUCCGCUUUCCAUCACCCAGCCCCAUUCUCCCUCUUUCCAUCACCCAACCCCAUUCUCCCUCUUUCCAUCACCCCGCCCCAUUCUCCCUCUUUCCAUCACCCCGCCCCAUUCUCCCUCUUUCCAUCACCCCGCCCCAUUCUCUCGCUAUCCAUCACCCCGCCCCAUUCUCCCUCUUUCCAUCACCCCGCCCCAUUCUCCCACUUUCCAUCACCCCGCCCCUUUUUCUCACUUUCCAUAACCCCGCCCCAUUCUCCCUCUUUCCAUCAUCCCGCCCCAUUCUCCCUCUUUCCAUCACCCCGCCCCAUUCUCCCACUUUCCAUCAACCCGCCCCUUUUUCUCACUUUCCAUCACCCCGCCCCAUUCUCCCUCUUUCCAUCACCCCGCCCCAUUCUCCCUCUUUCCAUCACCCAGCCCCAUUCUCCCACUUUCCAUCACCCCGCCCCAUUCACUCGCUUUCCAUCACCCCGCCCCAUUCUCCCUCUUUCCAUCACCCCGCCCCAUUCUCCAACUUUCCAUCACCCCGCCCCUUUUUCUCACUUUCCAUCACCCCGCCCCAUUCUCCCUCUUUCCAUCACCCCGCCCUGUUCUCCCGCUUUCCAUCACCCCGCCCCAUUCUCCCGCUUUCCAUCAACCCGCCGCAUUCUCCCUCUUUCCAUCACCCAGCCCCAUUCUCCCUUUUUCCAUUACCCUGCCCCGUUCUCCCUCUUUCCAUCACCCCGCCCCGUUCUCCCUCUUUCCAUCACCCCGCCCCAUUCUCCCGCUUUCCAUCACCCCGCCCCUUUUUCUCACUUUCCAUCACCCCGCCCCAUUCUCCCUCUUUCCAUCACCCCGCCCCAUUCUCCCUCUUUCCAUCACCCAGCCCCAUUCUUCCGCUUCCCAUCACCCCGCCCCGUUCUCCCGCUUUCCAUCACCCCGCCCCAUUCUCCCGCUUUCCAUCAACCCGCCGCAUUCUCCCUCUUUCCAUCACCCAGCCCCAUUCUCCCUUUUUCCAUUACCCUGCCCCGUUCUCCCUCUUUCCAUCACCCCGCCCCGUUCUCCCUCUUUCCAUCACCCCGCCCCAUUCUCCCUCUUUCCAUCACCCAGCCCCAUCUCCCGCUUUCCAUCACCCCGCCCCAUUCUCCCUCUUUCCAUAACCCCGCCCCUUUCUCCCGCUUUCCAUCACCCCGCCCCAUUCUCCUUCUUUCCAUCGCCCCGCCCCAUUCUCCCUCUUUCCAUCACCUCGCUCCAUUCUCCCGCUUUCCAUCACUCCGCCCCAUUCUCCCUCUUUCCAUCGCCCCGCUGCAUUCUUCCUCUUUCCAUCACCCAGCCCCAUUCUCCCUCUUUCCAUCACCCAACCCCAUUCUCCCUCUUUCCAUCACCCCGCCCCAUUCUCCCUCUUUCCAUCACCCCGCCCCAUUCUCCCUCUUUCCAUCACCCCGCCCCAUUCUCUCGCUUUCCAUCACCCCGCCCCAUUCUCCCUCUUUCCAUCACCCCGCCCCAUUCUCCCACUUUCCAUCACCCCGCCCCUUUUUCUCACUUUCCAUCACCCCGCCCCAUUCUCCCUCUUUCCAUCACCCCGCCCCAUUCUUCCUCUUUCCAUCACCCCGCCCCAUUCUCCCACUUUCCAUCACCCCGCCCCAUUUUCUCACUUUCCAUCACCCCGCCCCAUUCUCUCUCUUUCCAUCACCCCGCCCCAUUCUCCCUCUUUCCAUCACCCCGCCCCAUUCUCCCACUUUCCAUCACCCCGCCCCAUUCUCUCGCUUUCCAUCACUCCGCCCCAUUCUCCCUCUUUCCAUCGCCCCGCCGCAUUCUUCCUCUUUCCAUCACCCAGCCCCAUUCUCCCUCUUUCCAUCACCCAACCCCAUUCUCCCUCUUUCCAUCACCCCGCCCCAUUCUCCCUCUUUCCAUCACCCCGCCCCAUUCUCCCUCUUUCCAUCACCCCGCCCCAUUCUCUCGCUUUCCAUCACCCCGCCCCAUUCUCCCUCUUUCCAUCACCCCGCCUCAUUCUCCCUCUUUCCAUCACCCCGCCCCAUUCUCCCACUUUCCAUCACCCCGCCCCUUUUUCUCACUUUCCAUCACCCCGCCCCAUUCUCCCUCUUUCCAUCACCCCGCCCCAUUCUCCCACUUUCCAUCACCCCGCCCCUUUUUCUCACUUUCCAUCACCCCGCCCCAUUCUCCCUCUUUCCAUCACCCCGCCCCAUUCUCCCUCUUUCCAUCACCCAGCCCCACUCUCCCACUUUCCAUCACCCCGCCCCAUUCUCUCGCUUUCCAUCACCCCGCCCCAUUCUCCCUCUUUCCAUCACCCCGCCCCAUUCUCCAACUUUCCAUCACCCCGCCCCUUUUUCUCACUUUCCAUCACCCCGCCCCAUUCUCCCUCUUUCCAUCACCCCGCCUCGUUCUCCCGCUUUCCAUCACCCCGCCCCAUUCUCUCGCUUUCCAUCAACCCGCCGCAUUCUCCCUCUUUCCAUCACCCAGCCCCAUUCUCCCUUUUUCCAUUACCCUGCCCCGUUCUCCCUCUUUCCAUCACCCCGCCCCGUUCUCCCUCUUUCCAUCACCCCGCCCCAUUCUCCCGCUUUCCAUCACCGCGCCCCUUUUUCUCUCUUUCCAUCACCCCGCCCCAUUCUUCCUCUUUCCAUCACCCCGCCCCAUUCUCCCUCUUUCCAUCACCCCGCCCCAUUCUCCCACUUUCCAUCACCCCGCCCCUUUUUCUCACUUUCCAUCACCCCGCCCCAUUCUCCCUCUUUCCAUCACCCCGCCCCAUUCUCCCUCUUUCCAUCACCCAGCCCCACUCUCCCACUUUCCAUCACCCCGCCCCAUUCUCUCGCUUUCCAUCACCCCGCCCCAUUCUCCCUCUUUCCAUCACCCCGCCCCAUUCUCCAACUUUCCAUCACCCCGCCCCUUUUUCUCACUUUCCAUCACCCCGCCCCAUUCUCCCUCUUUCCAUCACCCCGCCUCGUUCUCCCGCUUUCCAUCACCCCGCCCCAUUCUCUCGCUUUCCAUCAACCCGCCGCAUUCUCCCUCUUUCCAUCACCCAGCCCCAUUCUCCCUUUUUCCAUUACCCUGCACCGUUCUCCCUCUUUCCAUCACCCCGCCCCGUUCUCCCUCUUUCCAUCACCCCGCCCCAUUCUCCCGCUUUCCAUCACCGCGCCCCUUUUUCUCUCUUUCCAUCACCCCGCCCCAUUCUUCCUCUUUCCAUCACCCCGCCCCAUUCUCCCUCUUUCCAUCACCCAGCCCCAUUCUUCCGCUUCCCAUCACCCCGCCCCGUUCUCCCGCUUUCCAUCACCCCGCCCCAUUCUCCCGCUUUCCAUCAACCCGCCGCAUUCUCCCUCUUUCCAUCACCCAGCCCCAUUCUCCCUUUUUCCAUUACCCUGCCCCCCCCAUCUCCCGCUUUCCAUCACCCCGCCCCAUUCUCCCUCUUUCCAUCACCUAGCCCCAUCUCCCGCUUUCCAUCACCCAACCCCAUUCUUCCUCUUUCCAUCACCCCGCCCCAUUCUCCCUCUUUCCAUCACCCCGCCCCAUUCUCCCUCUUUCCAUCACCCCGCCCCAUUCUCUCGCUUUCCAUCACCCCGCCCCAUUCUCCCUCUUUCCAUCACCCCGCCCCAUUCUCCCACUUUCCAUCACCUCGCCCCUUUUUCUCACUUUCCAUCACCCCGCCCCAUUCUCCCUCUUUCCAUCACCCCGCCCCAUUCUCCCUCUUUCCAUCACCCCGCCCCAUUCUCCCACUUUCCAUCACCCCGCCCCUUUUUCUCACUUUCCAUCACCCCGCCCCAUUCUCCCUCUUUCCAUCACCCCGCCCCAUUCUCCCUCUUUCCAUCACCCAGCCCCAUUCUCCCACUUUCCAUCACCCCGCCCCGUUCUCCCACUUUCCAUCACCCCGCCCCUUUUUCUCACUUUCCAUCACCCCGCCCCAUUCUCCCUCUUUCCAUCACCCCGCCCCAUUCUCCCUCUUUCCAUCACCCAGCCCCAUUCUCCCACUUUCCAUCACCCCGCCCCAUUCUCCCGCCUUCCAUCACUCCGCCCCAUUCUCCCUCUUUCCAUCACCCAGCCCCAUUCUCCUGCUGUCCAUCACCCCGCCCCGUUCUCCCUCUUUGCAUUUCCCCGCCCCGUUCUCCCUCUUUCCAUCACCCCACCCCGUUCUCCCGCUUUCCAUCACCCCGCCCCUUUCUCUCACUUUCCAUCACCCCGCCCCAUUCUCCCUCUUUCCAUAACCCCGCCCCAUUCUCCCUCUUUCCAUCACCCCGCCCCAUUCUCCCUCCUUCCAUCACCCCACCUCAUUCUCCCGAUUUCCAUCACCCCGCCCCAUUCUCCCGCUUUCCAUCACCCCGCCCCACUCUCCCGCUUUCCAUCACCCCGCCCCAUUCUCCCUCUUUCCAUCACCCCGCCCCAGUCUCCCGUUUUCCAUCAACCUCCCCAUUCUCUUGCUUUCCAUCAACCUGCCCCAUUCUCCCGCUUUCCAUCACCCCUCCCCAUUCUCCCUCUUUCCAUCACCCCUCCCCAUUCUCCCUCUUUCCAUCAUCCCGCCCUUUUCUCCUGAUUUCCAUCACCCCGCCCCAUUCUCCUGCUUUCCAUCACCCCAACCCAUUCUCCCGCUUUCCAUCACCCCCCCCUAUUCUCCCUCCUUCCAUCAUCCCGACCCAUUCUCCCUCCUUCCAUCACCCCGACCCAUUCUCCCGCUUUUCGUCACCCCGCCCCAUUCUCCCGCUUUUCGUCACCCCGCCCCAUUCUCCCGCUUCCCAUCACCCCGCCCCAAUCUCCCGCUUUCCAUCACCCCGCCCCAUUCUUCUGCUUUCCAUCACCCCGCCCCAUUCUCCGUCCUUCUAUCACCCCGCCCCAUUCUCUUGCUUUCCAUCACACCGCCUUGAUCUCCCUCUUUCCAUAACCCCGCCUCGUUCUCCCUCUUUCCAUCACCCCGCCCCAUUCUCCCGCUUUCCAUCACCCCGCCCCUUUUUCUCACUUUCCAUCACCCCGCCCCAUUCUCCCUCUUUCCAUCACCCCGCCCCAUUCUCCCUCUUUCCAUCACCCAGCCCCAUUCUUCCGCUUCCCAUCACCCCGCCCCGUUCUCCCGCUUUCCAUCACCCCGCCCCAUUCUCCCGCUUUCCAUCAACCCGCCGCAUUCUCCCUCUUUCCAUCACCCAGCCCCAUUCUCCCUUUUUCCAUUACCCUGCCCCGUUCUCCCUCUUUCCAUCACCCCGCCCCGUUCUCCCUCUUUCCAUCACCCCGCCCCAUUCUUCCGCUUUCCAUCACCCAGCCCCAUUCUCCCUCUUUCCAUCACCCAACCCCAUUCUCCCUCUUUCCAUCACCCCGCCCCAUUCUCCCUCUUUCCAUCACCCCGCCCCAUUCUCCCUCUUUCCAUCACCCCGCCCCAUUCUCUCGCUUUCCAUCACCCCGCCCCAUUCUCCCUCUUUCCAUCACCCCGCCCCAUUCUCCCACUUUCCAUCACCCCGCCCCUUUUUCUCACUUUCCAUCACCCCGCCCCAUUCUCCCUGUUUCCAUCACCCCGCCCCAUUCUCCCUCUUUCCAUCACCCAGCCCCAUUCUCCCACUUUCCAUCACCCCGCCCCAUUCUCUCGCUUUCCAUCACCCCGCCCCAUUCUCCCUCUUUCCAUCACCCCGCCCCAUUCUCCAACUUUCCAUCACCCCGCCCCUUUUUCUCACUUUCCAUCACCCCGCCCCAUUCUCCCUCUUUCCAUCACCCCGCCCCGUUCUCCCGCUUUCCAUCACCCCGCCCCUUUCUCCCGCUUUCCAUCAACCCGCCGCAUUCUCCCUCUUUCCAUCACCCAGCCCCAUUCUCCCUUUUUCCAUUACCCUGCCCCGUUCUCCCUCUUUCCAUCACCCCGCCCCGUUCUCCCUCUUUCCAUCACCCCGCCCCAUUCUCCCGCUUUCCAUCACCCCGCCCCUUUUUCUCACUUUCCAUCACCCCGCCCCAUUCUCCCUCUUUCCAUCACCCCGCCCCAUUCUCCCUCUUUCCAUCACCCAGCCCCAUUCUUCCGCUUCCCAUCACCCCGCCCCGUUCUCCCGCUUUCCAUCACCCCGCCCCAUUCUCCCGCUUUCCAUCAACCCGCCGCAUUCUCCCUCUUUCCAUCACCCAGCCCCAUUCUCCCUUUUUCCAUUACCCUGCCCCGUUCUCCCUCUUUCCAUCACCCCGCCCCGUUCUCCCUCUUUCCAUCACCCCGCCCCAUUCUCCCUCUUUCCAUCACCCAGCCCCAUCUCCCGCUUUCCAUCACCCCGCCCCAUUCUCCCUCUUUCCAUAACCCCGCCCCUUUCUCCCGCUUUCCAUCACCCCGCCCCAUUCUCCUUCUUUCCAUCGCCCCGCCCCAUUCUCCCUCUUUUCAUCACCCCGCCUCAUUCUCCCUCUUUCCAUCACCCCGCCCCAUUCUCCCUCUUUCCAUCACCCCGCCCCAUUCUCUCGCUUUCCAUCACCCCGCCCCAUUCUCCCUCUUUCCAUCACCCCGCCCCAUUCUCCCACUUUCCAUCACCCCGCCCCUUUUUCUCACUUUCCAUCACCCCGCCCCAUUCUCCCUCUUUCCAUCACCCCGCCCCAUUCUCCCUCUUUCCAUCACCCCGCCCCAUUCUCCCACUUUCCAUCACCCCGCCCCUUUUUCUCACUUUCCAUCACCCCGCCCCAUUCUCCCUCUUUCCAUCACCCCGCCCCAUUCUCCCUCUUUCCAUCACCCAGCCCCAUUCUCACACUUUCCAUCACCCCGCCCCAUUCUCCCACUUUCCAUCACCCCGCCCCUUUUUCUCACUUUCCAUCACCGCGCCCCAUUCUCCCUCUUUCCAUCACCCCGCCCCAUUCUCCCUCUUUCCAUCACCCAGCCCCAUUCUCCCACUUUCCAUCACCCCGCCCCAUUCUCCCGCCUUCCAUCACUCCGCCCCAUUCUCCCUCUUUCCAUCACCCAGCCCCAUUCUCCUGCUGUCCAUCACCCCGCCCCACUCUCCCGCUUUCCAUCACCCCGCCCCAUUCUCCCUCUUUCCAUCACCCCGCCCUAGUCUACCGUUUUCCAUCAACCUCCCCAUUCUCUUGCUUUCCAUCAACCUGCCCCAUUCUCCCGCUUUCCAUCACCCCUCCCCAUUCUCCCUCUUUCCAUCACCCCGCCCCAUUCUCCCUCUUUCCAUCAUCCCGCCCUUUUCUCCUGAUUUACAUCACCUCGCCCCAUUCUCCUGCUUUCCAUCACCCCACCCCAUUCUCCCGCUUUCCAUCACCCCCCCCUAUUCUCCCUCCUUCCAUCAUCCCGACCCAUUCUCCCUCCUUCCAUCACCCCGACCCAUUCUCCCGCUUUUCGUCACCCCGCCCCAUUCUCCCGCUUUUCGUCACCCCGCCUCAUUCUCCCGCUUCCCAUCACCCCGCCCCAAUCUCCCGCUUUCCAUCACCCCGCCCCAUUCUUCUGCUUUCCAUCACCCCGCCCCAUUCUCCCCCCAUUCUUCCGCUUCCCAUCACCCCGCCCCGUUCUCCCGCUUUCCAUCACCCCGCCCCAUUCUCCCGCUUUCCAUCAACCCGCCGCAUUCUCCCUCUUUCCAUCACCCAGCCCCAUUCUCCCUUUUUCCAUUACCCUGCCCCGUUCUCCCUCUUUCCAUCACCCCGCCCCGUUCUCCCUCUUUCCAUCACCCCGCCCCGUUCUUCCGCUUUCCAUCACCCAGCCCCAUUCUCCCUCUUUCCAUCACCCAACCCCAUUCUUCCUCUUUCCAUCACCCCGCCCCAUUCUCCCUCUUUCCAUCACCCCGCCCCAUUCUCCCUCUUUCCAUCACCCCGCCCCAUUCUCUCGCUAUCCAUCACCCCGCCCCAUUCUCCCUCUUUCCAUCACCCCGCCCCAUUCUCCCACUUUCCAUCACCCCGCCCCUUUUUCUCACUUUCCAUAACCCCGCCCCAUUCUCCCUCUUUCCAUCACCCCGCCCCAUUCUCCCUCUUUCCAUCACCCCGCCCCAUUCUCCCACUUUCCAUCAACCCGCCCCUUUUUCUCACUUUCCAUCACCCCGCCCCAUUCUCCCUCUUUCCAUCACCCCGCCCCGUUCUCCCUCUUUCCAUCACCCCGCCCCAUUCUCCCACUUUCCAUCACCCCGCCCCAUUCACUCGCUUUCCAUCACCCCGCCCCAUUCUCCCUCUUUCCAUCACCCCGCCCCAUUCUCCCUCUUUCCAUCACCCCGCCCCAUUCUCCCACUUUCCAUCAACCCGCCCCUUUUUCUCACUUUCCAUCACCCCGCCCCGUUCUCCCUCUUUCCAUCACCCCGCCCCGUUCUCCCUCUUUCCAUCACCCCGCCCCAUUCUCCCGCUUUCCAUCACCCCGCCCCUUUUUCUCACUUUCCAUCACCGCGCCCCAUUCUCCCUCUUUCCAUCACCCCGCCCCAUUCUCCCUCUUUCCAUCACCCAGCCCCAUUCUCCCACUUUCCAUCACCCCGCCCCAUUCUCCCGCCUUCCAUCACUCCGCCCCAUUCUCCCUCUUUCCAUCACCCAGCCCCAUUCUCCUGCUGUCCAUCACCCCGCCCCACUCUCCCGCUUUCCAUCACCCCGCCCCAUUCUCCCUCUUUCCAUCACCCCGCCCCAGUCUCCCGUUUUCCAUCAACCUCCCCAUUCUCUUGCUUUCCAUCAACCUGCCCCAUUCUCCCGCUUUCCAUCACCCCUCCCCAUUCUCCCUCUUUCCAUCACCCCGCCCCAUUCUCCCUCUUUCCAUCAUCCCGCCCUUUUCUCCUGAUUUCCAUCACCCCGCCCCAUUCUCCUGCUUUCCAUCACCCCACCCCAUUCUCCCGCUUUCCAUCACCCCCCCCUAUUCUCCCUCCUUCCAUCAUCCCGACCCAUUCUCCCUCCUUCCAUCACCCCGACCCAUUCUCCCGCUUUUCGUCACCCCGCCCCAUUCUCCCGCUUUUCGUCACCCCGCCUCAUUCUCCCGCUUCCCAUCACCCCGCCCCAAUCUCCCGCUUUCCAUCACCCCGCCCCAUUCUUCUGCUUUCCAUCACCCCGCCCCAUUCUCCGUCCUUCUAUCACCCCGCCCCAUUCUCUUGCUUUCCAUCACACCGCCUUGAUCUCCCUCUUUCCAUAACCCCGCCUCGUUCUCCCUCUUUCCAUCACCCCGCCCCAUUCUCUCGCUUUCCAUCACCCCGCCCCUUUUUCUCACUUUCCAUCACCCCGCCCCAUUCUCCCUCUUUCCAUCACCCCGCCCCAUUCUCCCUCUUUCCAUCACCCAGCCCCAUUCUUCCGCUUCCCAUCACCCCGCCCCGUUCUCCCGCUUUCCAUCACCCCGCCCCAUUCUCCCGCUUUCCAUCAACCCGCCGCAUUCUCCCUCUUUCCAUCACCCAGCCCCAUUCUCCCUUUUUCCAUUACCCUGCCCCGUUCUCCCUCUUUCCAUCACCCCGCCCCGUUCUCCCUCUUUCCAUCACCCCGCCCCGUUCUUCCGCUUUCCAUCACCCAGCCCCAUUCUCCCUCUUUCCAUCACCCAACCCCAUUCUCCCUCUUUCCAUCACCCCGCCCCAUUCUCCCUCUUUCCAUCACCCCGCCCCAUUCUCCCUCUUUCCAUCACCCCGCCCCAUUCUCUCGCUAUCCAUCACCCCGCCCCAUUCUCCCUCUUUCCAUCACCCCGCCCCAUUCUCCCACUUUCCAUCACCCCGCCCCUUUUUCUCACUUUCCAUAACCCCGCCCCAUUCUCCCUCUUUCCAUCACCCCGCCCCAUUCUCCCUCUUUCCAUCACCCCGCCCCAUUCUCCCACUUUCCAUCAACCCGCCCCUUUUUCUCACUUUCCAUCACCCCGCCCCAUUCUCCCUCUUUCCAUCACCCCGCCCCAUUCUCCCUCUUUCCAUCACCCAGCCCCAUUCUCCCACUUUCCAUCACCCCGCCCCAUUCACUCGCUUUCCAUCACCCCGCCCCAUUCUCCCUCUUUCCAUCACCCCGCCCCAUUCUCCAACUUUCCAUCACCCCGCCCCUUUUUCUCACUUUCCAUCACCCCGCCCCAUUCUCCCUCUUUCCAUCACCCCGCCCUGUUCUCCCGCUUUCCAUCACCCCGCCCCAUUCUCCCGCUUUCCAUCAACCCGCCGCAUUCUCCCUCUUUCCAUCACCCAGCCCCAUUCUCCCUUUUUCCAUUACCCUGCCCCGUUCUCCCUCUUUCCAUCACCCCGCCCCGUUCUCCCUCUUUCCAUCACCCCGCCCCAUUCUCCCGCUUUCCAUCACCCCGCCCCUUUUUCUCACUUUCCAUCACCCCGCCCCAUUCUCCCUCUUUCCAUCACCCCGCCCCAUUCUCCCUCUUCCCAUCACCCAGCCCCAUUCUUCCGCUUCCCAUCACCCCGCCCCGUUCUCCCGCUUUCCAUCACCCCGCCCCAUUCUCCCGCUUUCCAUCAACCCGCCGCAUUCUCCCUAAUUCCAUCACCCAGCCCCAUUCUCCCUUUUUCCAUUACCCUGCCCCGUUCUCCCUCUUUCCAUCACCCCGCCCCGUUCUUCCUCUUUCCAUCACCCCGCCCCAUUCUCCCUCUUUCCAUCACCCAGCCCCAUCUCCCGCUUUCCAUCACCCCGCCCCAUUCUCCCUCUUUCCAUAACCCCGCCCCUUUCUCCCGCUUUCCAUCACCCCGCCCCAUUCUCCUUCUUUCCAUCGCCCCGCCCCAUUCUCCCUCUUUCCAUCACCUCGCUCCAUUCUCCCGCUUUCCAUCACUCCGCCCCAUUCUCCCUCUUUCCAUCGCCCCGCUGCAUUCUUCCUCUUUCCAUCACCCAGCCCCAUUCUCCCUCUUUCCAUCACCCAACCCCAUUCUCCCUCUUUCCAUCACCCCGCCCCAUUCUCCCUCUUUCCAUCACCCCGCCCCAUUCUCCCUCUUUCCAUCACCCCGCCCCAUUCUCUCGCUUUCCAUCACCCCGCCCCAUUCUCCCUCUUUCCAUCACCCCGCCCCAUUCUCCCACUUUCCAUCACCCCGCCCCUUUUUCUCACUUUCCAUCACCCCGCCCCAUUCUCCCUCUUUCCAUCACCCCGCCCCAUUCUCCCUCUUUCCAUCACCCCGCCCCAUUCUCCCACUUUCUAUCACCCCGCCCCAUUUUCUCACUUUCCAUCACCCCGCCCCAUUCUCUCUCUUUCCAUCACCCCGCCCCAUUCUCCCUCUUUCCAUCACCCAGCCCCAUUCUCCCACUUUCCAUCACCCCGCCCCAUUCUCUCGCUUUCCAUCACUCCGCCCCAUUCUCCCUCUUUCCAUCGCCCCGCCGCAUUCUUCCCGCCUUCCAUCACUCCGCCCCAUUCUCCCUCUUUCCAUCACCCAACCCCAUUCUCCCUCUUUCCAUCACCCCGCCCCAUUCUCCCUCUUUCCAUCACCCCGCCCCAUUCUCCCUCUUUCCAUCACCCCGCCCCAUUCUCUCGCUUUCCAUCACCCCGCCCCAUUCUCCCUCUUUCCAUCACCCCGCCCCAUUCUCCCACUUUCCAUCACCCCGCCCCUUUUUCUCACUUUCCAUCACCCCGCCCCAUUCUCCCUCUUUCCAUCACCCCGCCCCAUUCUCCCUCUUUCCAUCACCCCGCCCCAUUCUCCCACUUUCCAUCACCCCGCCCCUUUUUCUCACUUUCCAUCACCCCGCCCCAUUCUCCCUCUUUCCAUCACCCCGCCCCAUUCUCCCACUUUCCAUCACCCCGCCCCUUUUUCUCACUUUCCAUCACCCCGCCCCAUUCUCCCUCUUUCCAUCACCCCGCCCCAUUCUCCCUCUUUCCAUCACCCAGCCCCAUUCUCCCACUUUCCAUCACCCCGCCCCAUUCUCUCGCUUUCCAUCACCCCGCCCCAUUCUCCCUCUUUCCAUCACCCCGCCCCAUUCUCCAACUUUCCAUCACCCCGCCCCUUUUUCUCACUUUCCAUCACCCCGCCCCAUUCUCCCUCUUUCCAUCACCCCGCCUCCCCCAUUCUCCCUUUUUCCAUUACCCUGCCCCGUUCUCCCUCUUUCCAUCACCCCGCCCCGUUCUCCCUCUUUCCAUCACCCCGCCCCAUUCUCCCGCUUUCCAUCACCCCGCCCCUUUUUCUCUCUUUCCAUCACCCCGCCCCAUUCUUCCUCUUUCCAUCACCCCGCCCCAUUCUCCCUCUUUCCAUCACCCAGCCCCACUCUUCCGCUUCCCAUCACCCCGCCCCGUUCUCCCGCUUUCCAUCACCCCGCCCCAUUCUCCCGCUUUCCAUCAACCCGCCGCAUUCUCCCUCUUUCCAUCACCCAGCCCCAUUCUCCCUUUUUCCAUUACCCUGCCCCGUUCUCCCUCUUUCCAUCACCCCGCCCCGUUCUCCCUCUUUCCAUCACCCCGCCCCAUUCUCCCUCUUUCCAUCACCUAGCCCCAUCUCCCGCUUUCCAUCACCCCGCCCCAUUCUCCCUCUUUCCAUAACCCUGCCCCUUUCUCCCGCUUUCCAUCACCCCGCCCCAUUCUCCUUCUUUCCAUCGCCCCGCCCCAUUCUCCCUCUUUCCAUCACCUCGCUCCAUUCUCCCGCUUUCCAUCACUCCGCCCCAUUCUCCCUCUUUCCAUCGCCCCGCCGCAUUCUUCCUCUUUCCAUCACCCUGCCCCAUUCUCUCUCUUUCCAUCACCCAACCCCAUUCUCCCUCUUUCCAUCACCCCGCCCCAUUCUCCCUCUUUCCAUCACUCCGCCCCAUUCUCCCUCUUUCCAUCACCCCGCCCCAUUCUCUCGCUUUCCAUCACCCCGCCCCAUUCUCCCUCUUUCCAUCACCCCGCCCCAUUCUCCCACUUUCCAUCACCCCGCCCCUUUUUCUCACUUUCCAUCACCCCGCCCCAUUCUCCCUCUUUCCAUCACCCCGCCCCAUUCUCCCUCUUUCCAUCACCCCGCCCCAUUCUCCCACUUUCCAUCACCCCGCCCCUUUUUCUCACUUUCCAUCACCCCGCCCCAUUCUCCCUCUUUCCAUCACCCCGCCCCAUUCUCCCUCUUUCCAUCACCCAGCCCCAUUCUCCCACUUUCCAUCACCCCGCCCCAUUCUCCCACUUUCCAUCACCCCGCCCCUUUUUCUCACUUUCCAUCACCCCGCCCCAUUCUCCCUCUUUCCAUCACCCCGCCCCAUUCUCCCUCUUUCCAUCACCCAGCCCCAUUCUCCCACUUUCCAUCACCCCGCCCCAUUCUCCCGCCUUCCAUCACUCCGCCCCAUUCUCCCUCUUUCCAUCACUCAGCCCCAUUCUCCUGUUGUCCAUCACCCCGCCCCGUUCUCCCUCGUUGCAUUUCCCCGCCCCGUUCUCCCUCUUUCCAUCACCCCACCCCGUUCUCCCACUUUCCAUCACCCCGCCCCAUUCUCCCGCUUUCCAUCACCCCGCCCCAUUCUCCCGCUUUCUAUCACCCCGCCCCGUUCUCCCUCUUUCCAUCACCCCGCCCUGUUCUCCCUCUUUCCAUCACCCCGCCCCAUUCUCCCUCUUUCCAUCACCCUGCCGCAUUCUCCCUUUUUCCAUCACCCCGCCCCAUUCUCCCUCUUUCCAUCGCCCCGCCCCAUUCUCCCUCUUUCCAUCACCCCGCCCCAUUCUCCCUCUUUCCAUCAUCCCGCCCCAUUCUCCCUCUUUCCAUCACCCCGCCCCAUUCUCCCUCUUUCCAUCAUCCCGCCCCAUUCUCCCUUUUUCCAUCACCCCGCCCCAUUCUCCCUCUUUCCAUCGCCCCGCCCCAUUCUCCCUCUUUCCAUCACCCCGCCCCAUUCUCCCUCUUUCCAUCAUCCCGCCCCAUUCUCCCACUUUCCAUCACCCCUGGGGUUCGUGCGGUUCCCUUCAGAUGA
Messenger RNA from Closterium sp. NIES-65, 23322 nucleotides. NCBI's taxonomy places the organism in Eukaryota, Viridiplantae, Streptophyta, Zygnematophyceae, Desmidiales, Closteriaceae. The record is from the annotation of a GenBank genome assembly.